Messenger RNA from Abrus precatorius (Indian licorice), 1694 nucleotides. RefSeq lists its product as uncharacterized. Bases 1016 to 1594 code for a protein of 192 amino acids. NCBI's taxonomy places the organism in Eukaryota, Viridiplantae, Streptophyta, Magnoliopsida, Fabales, Fabaceae. The transcript has 2 exons. The record is from RefSeq and is a predicted model, not a curated record.
GUUCUUUCCAUCACAAGCAAACAAAACAUAUAAACUCUGGCAGAUCCGUUGAACAGACAGUAAACUCAUGCAUCCCCAUUGAUCAAUCUCUCUUCUCUGUGAUAAUGAUUUUUCUCUUUCAUCAAUUUUCUUAAUAGCGGAAGUGUUUGAUAGCGAAGCCUUCCAAGGUCCAUAUAGGGUUUGCAAAUUACGUCUUAGAAAGCUUUAAUAUGAGUCGUGAUCCUGACGUGAAUUGGGAUUGCAUUUAGAGAGAUUUCAUCUUUGAGGAGCCGAUUCAAUUCGCGGUGGAUGUAUGCGACAAACACACACCCCGGAUAAUCUCAAUUUCCAGAAUAAAUCAACACUACACUCUGAAUUGAGACUGGGCCGACGGAUGCCCAAAUGGAUUAGUCCUGCACAAGAGUGUAUUGGGUGCUGACUGCUGAGAAAAACUUAUUGCAACCAAGUGAUGGUGCAUUAGUUCAUGUUAGCCUCUAAACGGAAUGCCUAUUCGCAGUUUUAGAUAUGUGAUACACUACAUAUGUAUAUUUUACUAUUGGUACCGAAAUUUAGUUCAGUGGAUCAGACCAAUAAUCUUAGAGUGGUAGGUAACAUUCCUAUUACCUCAAGACUAGAGUUACCGAAGAUCCAAGCAGUAUACCAGGACUACUCAGUCAACUUUAAAAUUCACUAGGCUGACACUUCAUUAAGGAUGUGCAAAUAAUUACGGCUUUUGCAUUUGUUAGAAAAUAUCAAUACAAACAAAAUGAAAAUUGAAAAAUUAUGAUUAAAAACUGUGGUACUUUUUAUUUUAUAUAGUAAUUGGGCGUCUCACUGGAGAGGACAACCCUGUAAGGUGUUAUGUUUCCCUCCAAAUUCCUAUUAAAUGCAUAUAAGAAGCAAAAUUAAAAGGUUGAUACCCCAAGGAUACUUUGUAUGAUAUCAAUGCUACGUAUGUCAUGAAUCACUGUAUUUGUUUUUAACUAAAACUCUGCAUUUGCUUGACAAUAUAGACUGAUAAGAAGGAAAAGGAAGAAUGAAAGUAGGAUCUGGUAAAGGGAGAAAAGUGUGCCUGGCGGUGACAAGUGCUGUGAUUGCAAUUGUAUUGCUAGUGGUGAUACUAGCAUUGACAGUGUUCAAAGCCAAGAAUCCUGUUACCACAGUGAACUCAGUGACACUAGAAGAUUUUCACAUGAGUUUGGAUAUAGCAAAACUAAGGGUAGAUUUGAAUGUGACCCUGGACGUGGAUGUCUCUGUGAAGAACCCUAAUAAGGUGGGAUUCAAGUACUCAGACAGCACUGCCCACCUCAAUUACAGAGGGCAACUGAUAGGCGAGGUCCCAAUCCCCUCUGGGGAGAUUUCUUCUGGCGAGACCAAAGGAUUCAACCUCACCCUCACCAUUAUGGCUGACCGUUUGCUCUCCAAUUCCCAGCUUUACUCAGAUUUCACAUCUGGUUCAUUGCCCCUAAAUACUUUCGUGAGGAUUUCUGGCAAAGUCAGCAUUUUAGGUUUUAUCAAAGUCCAUGUGGUUUCCUCCACAUCUUGUGAUUUUUCAGUUAAUCUUUCCAAUAGAACAAUAGGGAACCAAGAGUGCCAAUACAAGACAAAACUUUGAUUAAUAGUUUUUGUUUAGAGUGAAACUAGACUCUAGAUGAGUAGACCAUACACGUAUUAUUUAAUGUUCAAUUAAUUUGUUCAUAUUUCACUUUGUUUCA